Messenger RNA from Penicillium oxalicum, 2355 nucleotides. RefSeq names its product WD repeat PLAP family protein. The record is from RefSeq and is a predicted model, not a curated record. Gene Ontology annotation, molecular function: ubiquitin binding. The coding region runs from base 1 to 2355 and encodes 784 amino acids. NCBI's taxonomy places the organism in Eukaryota, Fungi, Ascomycota, Eurotiomycetes, Eurotiales, Aspergillaceae. The transcript is spliced from 3 exons. Gene Ontology annotation, cellular component: cytoplasm; nucleus. Gene Ontology annotation, biological process: proteasome-mediated ubiquitin-dependent protein catabolic process; ubiquitin recycling.
AUGCCUGACUUCAAGCUCUCUGCCUCGCUCGAGGGUCACGGCGAUGAUGUCCGUGCUGUGGCCUUCCCAAAUUCCAACGUAAUCAUCUCAGCGUCCCGUGAUGCGACAGUACGACUAUGGAAGUUGGUCUCAUCGCCGCCCCCUACCUACGAUUACACGAUAGCCGCCCAUGGUCAGGCCUUCAUCAAUAGCUUAGCUUACCUACCUCCGACGGCCGAAUACCCCGAAGGACUGGUGCUCUCAGGUGGACAAGAUACAAUCAUUGAAGCCCGCCAGCCAAGCAAGUCCUCCGCCGACAAUGCCGAUGCUAUGCUACUAGGGCAUGGUCAUAACAUUUGCGCCCUGGAUGUGUCCCCCGGCAGCGAAUAUAUCGUCAGUGGCAGUUGGGACUCGACGGCUCGAUUGUGGAGAGUUGGCAAGUGGGAGCCCGAAGUUGUCUUUGAAGGCCAUCAGGGGAGCGUCUGGGCGGUUCUAGCUUACGACAGGAAUACUGUCAUUACUGGAUGUGCUGACCAGAUGAUCCGCAUCUUCGACACAUCCGGUAAACUUCUCGGAAGUAUCAAAAACUCGAACGACGUUGUACGCGCCCUGUGCAAGCUCCCUGAAUCCCAUCCGAGCGGUGCACACUUCGCCUCGGCCAGCAAUGAUGGAGUGAUCCGACUCUACACCUUGAAGGGUGAUCUUGUAGCCUCUUUACACGGGCAUGAGAGCUUUGUCUACUCUCUUGCAGUGUUACCGUCCGGAGAGCUUGUGAGCUCAGGCGAGGACCGCACAGUGAGAAUUUGGCAAGGCACUCAAUGUGUGCAAACUAUCACCCAUCCAGCUAUAUCUGUAUGGAGUGUUGCCGCAUGUCGGGAAACUGGAGACAUUGUUAGCGGUGCCAGCGAUCGUGUCACACGUGUCUUCACUCGGAGCCCACACCGUCAGGCCGCCCCCGAGGCAAUUCAACAGUUUGAACAAGCUGUCAAGGAAUCGGCAAUUCCAGCCGAGCAGGUCGGCAAAAUCAACAAGGAGCAACUGCCGGGUCCCGAAUUCUUGAAGGAGAAAUCAGGCACAAAAGAAGGGCAAGUCCAGAUGAUUCGUGAAUUAGAUGGGAGUGUUACCGCGCAUACCUGGUCAUCUGCAACGCAUGAGUGGAUUGCUGUUGGGACUGUGGUAGAUUCGGCAGGAAGCAGUGGUCGAAAGACCGAGUAUCUCGGGCAAGACUACGAUUACGUCUUUGACGUAGACAUUGAGGACGGAAAACCCCCGCUCAAGCUCCCAUACAAUGUCUCCCAAAAUCCAUACGAAGCGGCGACGAAAUUCAUCGGAGACAACGAACUUCCCAUGUCUUAUCUCGAUCAAGUGGCCAACUUCAUUACACAGAACACCCAAGGCGCCACGCUUGGUCAGUCAGAGCAAAGUGGCGCCGACGCCUGGGGAUCGGAGAGGAGAUACAGACCCGGUGACGCGGCUUCGACAAAUGAAGCCGCCAUUCCGACACCGGAACCGCGUCCACGCGUUCUUCCCCAGAAGACGUACCUCUCUAUCCGAUCUGCAAAUACCAAGAUCAUAGCAAAAAAGCUUCAAGAGUUGAACGAGAAGAUUCUUGCAGAGGGAGACAAGUCAAUCGCCUUGAACUCUACCGAAGUGGAGGCUGUAGUGGCUGUCUGCGCUCAACUUGAAAACACCCAGAAAAUUACAGAUUCAUCCAUUGUGGAAUUCGGCCUUCCGCUCAUAUUCAAUAUUGCAACGAAAUGGCCGGUUGCCAACCGCCUGCCUGGGUUGGAUCUGCUUCCUCUUCUUGCCUCCGCAACACCAAUGACAGCAACUGUGGACUAUGAUGGCGCGGAUCUCGUGACCGGAGUUUUGUCAAGCGGAGUGUUUGACGCCUCUCUGAAUGUGAAUAAUGCCAUGCUGGCUGUCCGUACCUUUGCCAAUCUUUUCGAAACCGAAGCAGGCCGCAAACUGGCCAUUCAGAACUUUGAUCAGCUGCUUGCGGGCGUUAAAUCAGCACUGGCCAAUGUUGGAUCCACACCGAAUCGCAACCUGACUAUUGCUGUCGCGACUCUCUAUAUCAACUUCGCCGUCUAUCUCACAUCGGAAGGCCGCGCGCAGUCUCCUGAGGCUGCGGAGCAAGGGCUGGGACUACUUGAUGCCUUGACCAAGAUUUUAUCGAGUGAGAAGGACUCGGAGGCAGUCUACAGAGGGCUUGUCGCGCUCGGAACUCUGGUUCAGGCCAUGGGAGCUGAUAUUAAGGGCGCUGCGAAGGAGAUCUACGAAGUCGAGAGCUUGAUGACGCGCAUCUCAUCUUCGGCGUUGGGGAAGGAACCACGUAUCUCGGGUGUUAUUGGCGAAAUCAAGGCUGCAUUCUGA